AUGUUCCUUUUGAUUGGUGUUUGAGGUUCAAGAGAAGAAAAGGUACGUGCCUCUUAUUAUUUUUUUUUUUAUACUUUCGCGGGAUCGGUGUUUAUGCUUUUGGGCAUCUUUCAAUUAUAUAGUGUUACAGGAACCACCGACUAUCAAAUAUUAUUAAAUAUAAAGUUGCCUGUUACUACUCAAAAAUGAGUGCUAGCUGGGUUUUUUCUUAGUUUAGCGGUUAAAAUUCCUCAAAUACCAUUUCAUAUUUGGCUUCCCCAAGCUCACGUGGAAGCGCCCGUCUCUGGUUCAGUAAUAUUGGCGGGAAUAUUAUUAAAGUUAGGGGGCUAUGGGUUUUUAAGAUUUUCUUGGCCGAUUUUGCCUGCUGCCUCCGAGUAUUUUGCUCCUCUAAUUAUUAUGUUAGGUGUUGUAGCUGUUAUUUAUGGGGGCUUACUAACUUGUCGACAAGUGGACUUUAAGCGGCUCAUUGCUUAUUCUUCGGUGGCGCAUAUGGGGCUGGUUCCUUUAGGUUUAUUUACCCAUACAAUUGAGGGGCUGGUGGCGGCAGUUUUCAUGAUGUUAGCGCACGGGUUUGUUAGUUCAGCCCUUUUUAUUGCUAUUACUUAUUUAUAUGAGCGUCAUCACACUCGUCUUAUUAAAUACUAUCGUGGAAUUACCCUUACAAUGCCUAUUUUUGUUUGUAUAAUGUUAAUUUUAUCAUUAACUAACAUGGGCAUUCCUUUAAGUUGUAAUUUUGUUGGGGAGUUUUUUUCGUUGUUAGCUGCUGUUGAGUAUAAUUUGGGGCUUGGGGUGUUGGCUACUUCGGGCAUGGUUUGGUCUGCGGCGUAUUCUCUUUAUUUAUAUAAUCGAAUUAGUUUUGGGGCGGCCUCUAACUAUCUCCUUUAUAUUAGAGACUUAAAUAGGCGGGAGGUAUUGGCCAUCUCUCCUUUAGUAAUAGCCGUUGUCGUUUUUGGAAUAUUUCCUUUUGUACUUAUAGACCCUAUAAAGAAUGGGGUUAUCUUUAGCCCAGGGGGGGCUUAAAUGUUUUAUUUUUUGAGAGUCGAAAGUCCUUUGGUUUUGGGGAAGAUAAAAGAUAAGUGACCUCCAAAAUACAUGCUAGUAUCUAAAGAUUGGUCUCCAAACUUUAGAGUGCGAACAGGUGAGGAAAACCGGAGUCCAAGUUUGGCUGGGCCGGAGUCGUAUUAGGUAGAAGGGGGUGUAACGGACCACCUUGCUUAUGAUGCGGGGCUUUAGUUAGGAGCCACAUUUUCACUGAGACAAGGGGAAAGCUCAAAUGGGGUGUUGGCCCCCGAGGCAGCAGUAAAGAAUUUUGUGCAAUAUACGAAAGUAAGACACAGAGAGGGCACCUUUUCUAGUCCGUCAAAUUAAGUGCCAGCAGACGCGGUGAAACUUAAGGGCUAGUCUUAUAGGCAAAAGCGUAAAGGGUGUGAUAGGCCACCUUAUUUAAGAGAGUAAAUGGAAUUUUUCUGUAAUGGUGGUAUGUGUAAAUAGGAAAAAGAACUUUAGACGUGAAGACUAUUUACUUCUAAGAUUAUAAUGUGUUGGCUAAAACACGAGAGUGUGGGGAGCAAACAGGAUUAGGUACCCUGGUAGUCCAUACUGUAAAUAAUGAAAAAGAUGUGAAGCAAUUCUAAAAGGUAAGAACUUUUCCGCUUGAGUAGUACGAUCGCAAGAUUAAAAUUCAAAAAACUUGGCUGUUCACUGUUUUGAUUAGAGGAGCGUGUCGUUUAAUUCGAUAGUCCGCGAGAGACCUUACCCAAACUUGAAUCCCUCAUUGACAGGUAUUGCAUGGCCGUCGUCAAUUUGUGUAUUAAACAUAAAACAAAUUCAACCCAGUGGUUUGUCUAUUGGAUGAAGUCAGGUCUUAUUGUCCUAAUGUUUGGGGAUUAGAUGCGCUACAUUUUUUUAUACAAUGGGAAACUUUGAAUGUGAAACCCAAAAAUAAGAGUUCGGAAGGUGCCUGGAAUAUAACGGAAAGUUGGAUUUAAUAGUAAUUGAAAAGUAGAGCGUUUCAAUGAAAUUUAUUCAGUGUUAGUACAAAUUGCCCGUCGCCUUUGCUUAGAAAGGUUGUUUGGUUGCCCCUCAAGAGGGUUCCUAAUAUCUUCGAGGUAGAGUAAGUCGUAACAUAGUGAGGGUGAGGGAACUGGCCCUUGGUGGACAGUGAAAAGAAGUACUCUUUUACGUUGUCCAAAAAAUUAAAAGAAAGAAUGCUAAUGCCGUAAAUGUUGGAGGCUUGAAUCACCCUUGUACCAGCUUUACUGGUUUAAAUUUGGCUCAUUCUUUGGGUUCUAUUAUUGAUUUUUGGGAAGGCCUAAUAAAAACUUAUUUUUAUUAUGGGGCUUGGUUAUUAGUUUGAUAAUGCGAACUGUUUUAUGUCAUCCUUAUCAUUUAGUGGAGCCUUCUCCUUGA
Molecule: messenger RNA, 2409 nt
Organism: Porites evermanni
Lineage: Eukaryota; Metazoa; Cnidaria; Anthozoa; Scleractinia; Poritidae
Source: the annotation of a GenBank genome assembly